Molecule: messenger RNA, 1293 nt
Organism: Cheilinus undulatus (humphead wrasse)
Lineage: Eukaryota; Metazoa; Chordata; Actinopteri; Labriformes; Labridae
Product: spidroin-2-like
Exons: 8
Coding region: 1-1293 (430 amino acids)
Source: RefSeq, a predicted model, not a curated record
AUGGCGAGAGGGACGGUGGUCACUUACCUUCAUGGAGUCCUUCUCCUGGCUUUGUGCAAACCCUCACUGCAAGGAGGUGUGUAUGUACCUGCUGGUGGAGCAGCAGGAGGAGCUGGAGUAGGCCCAGGAGCUGGCACAGGACCUGGAACUGGAUUUGGACCAGGUGGAACUGGAUUUGGCCCCGGGGGCACUGGGACAGGAUUUCAGCCUAGUGGGGGUGCAGGACUCGGAGCCGGAGGGUUUGGACCAGGAGUUGGUGGAGGGGGCUAUGGUGGGCGAGGGCCUGGGGGAGUAGGACCGGGAGGAGUUGGACCAGGAGGAGUGGGUCCAGGUGGAAUUGGACCGGGAGGAGUGGGUCCAGGAGGAGUUGGACCAGGUGGAAUUGGACCGGGAGGAGUGGGUCCAGGAAUUGGACCAGGAGGAGUUGGACCAGGGGGAGUGGGUCCUGGAGGAGUUGGACCAGGAGGAUUCGGACCAGGAGGAGUUGGACCAGGGGGAGGCGGUCCUGGAGGAGUUGGACCAGGAGGAUUUGGACCAGGAGGAGUUGGACCAGGAGGAUUUGGACCAGGGGGAGUGGGUCCUGGAGGAUUUGGACCAGGAGGAGUUGGUCCAGGAGGAGUUGGACCAGGUGGAAUAGGACCAGGUGGAGUUGGGCCUGGAGGAGUUGGACCAGGAGGUUUCGGUCCAAGCACAUUUGGCCCGGGCAGUGGUGGGCGAGGAGUUAUUCCUGGAGGCAUUGGUUCUGCUGGAAAGCCUCCAAAAACAGGAGAUGCAUAUGGUGGUCGUGGAGGAGUGACUGGAGGGUUUGGAGCAGGACCAGGAUCUGGGGGUGUAGGGGGAGGACUCGUACCAGGCGGUGUUGGAACAGGUGGUUUUGGACCAGGUGGUGUUGGUACUGGAGGAUAUGGAACUGGACCUGGAGGAGUUGGUUCAGGUGGUUUUGGACCAGGAGUCACUGGAGCGCAAGGGACAGGCCUUGGGGGAGGAGGUGUGGGUGGAGGAGUACUCGGAGUAGGAGGCCUUGGUACCGGCAGAGGUCAGGGAGGGCUCGGAGCUGGGACAGACUAUGGACCUGGAGAUGUGUUUAAAUCCAAAAUAAGUUCUUUCCUAAUCCAGGUGGAUAUGGGGGUGGUUAUGGGCCAGGUGGUGCUGGCCAAUACCCAGGGUUUGGCGGAACUGGUUCAAAACCUCCAAAAACAGGUGGGGCUGGAACGUCACUUGGAGGUUAUGGACCCGGUGGUGCUGGAGUUGGCCCUGGUGGUGCUGGAGUGGGACUUGGUGGAGCUGGGAUAA